GGCAAAGUGGUCCCCAGGGCCAGGACACCAAGGCUGGCCAGCGAUGUUGUGUCAGGUGCGCAAGGAAUCCCAGAAGUGUACAAGACGGAAGAGUCUGCUGAAGGUGAGGGUCAUGGACUUUAUUACCUCCACGGCCGUCCUGCCCCUGCUGUUUGGCUGUGUGGGAGUCUUCAGCCUCUUCAAGCUGCUGCAGCGGAUGCGCACGAGCGCCUACCUGCGGAACGCUGUGGUGGUCAUCACCGGUGCUACCUCAGGCCUGGGGCGAGAAUGCGCCAGAGUCUUCUACACCGCGGGUGCUAAGCUGGUGCUCUGCGGCCGAAACCGGGAGGCCCUGGAAGAGCUCACCGAAGAACUUACUGCUUCUCUGGCCACCCAGGUGCAGACACACCGGCCUUACACGGUGACCUUUGACCUCGCCGACCCUGGGGCCAUUGUCGCAGCGGCGGCGGAGAUCCUGCAGCGCUUCGGCCACGUGGACGUGCUCCUCAACAACGCCGGCAUCAGCUACCGCGGCGCCAUCGUGGACACCGCCACGGACGUGGAUAAGAAAGUCAUGGAGACGAACUACUUUGGCCCAGUUGCUCUAACAAAAGCACUCCUGCCCUCCAUGAUCAAAAGACGACAAGGCCACGUUGUUGUGAUCAGCAGCAUCCAGGGCAAAAUCAGCAUUCCCUUCCGAUCAGCAUAUGCGGCCUCCAAACAUGCAACCCAGGCAUUCUUUGACUGUCUUCGUGCCGAGGUGGAGCAGUAUGAGAUCCAGGUGACUGUCCUCAGCCCUGGCUACAUCCACACCAAUCUCUCUCUCCGUGCCGUCACUGCCGACGGGUCCACAUACGGAGUUAUGGACAAGACCACGGCCCAGGGCCGGAGCCCUGUGGAGGUGGCCCGAGAUGUUCUGGCUGCCGUGGGGAAGAAAAAGAAGGAGGUGAUCCUGGCCGACCUGUUGCCUUCCUUGGCCAUUUAUCUGCGAACUCUGGCUCCUGGGCUCUUCUUCAGCCUCAUGGCCUCCAGGGCCAGAAAGGAGCGGAAGUCCAAGAACUCCUAGUGGCGCGUCCGAGCUGGGCUAGGGAGCAGCACCUGGCUGGGUGCAGCUCCUCCACAAGGGACGGCUGCGUUUGUUGAGACCUUACUGGAUAUUUGUCUUAUGGGUGGGAGAGAUGGAACACACACUUCUGGAGACCCCCGACCGGGCCCCUGCUAACAGAAUGAGAACCAAAGGGGGCAGCCAGCUUCGUAGGGGUGAGGGGUAAACCUUAAGGAACAAAUGUGGAGCUGGGUUUAAACUAAGACUCUGAAAUAAAUGAGCAGAACGGCUAAGAGUUGUAGUCCUCGAGGGCUGCCAGCACCAUGCCUCCUUUGAAAUCCAGCCUCAGCCAGCGCCUAGAAAGUGUUUCAGUCUUGAAGAUGGAAGACAUCCUGACGUCACAUGACCCACUUCUCAUAUUUGACUGAUCUGGAUCACACACGAAUGGUUUUGGCAGAGUCACCUACAGCACUCGAGGGAGCAGGCUGUCCUUUGAAGAAGCUCUCAUCCGUAGCCACGGUCAGGGUCCUACAGUCCGUCAUCCAACACAACAAAUGGGCUCCUGCAUGUUCCGUCUUUCCACAUAACCCAAGUGAUGCUGGCUUUAGUACCUCAAAGGAAUUCCCUGGUUUCCCUGUGCACUCUCGCCUGAAGCCGUGUAGACCAGGCCCCACUCCAGGCAGAAGAUGAGUGUACAAGGACAUGGCAGCCAAAAGGGAGAGGCAAAGCACCCGGAUGGUCCCGCAGAUCUCUAGGAAGUGAGACUCCGAAGCCCGGUGCGCU
This is a messenger RNA of Callorhinus ursinus (northern fur seal), 1807 nucleotides long. It is a transcript of the gene DHRS7B, whose product is annotated as dehydrogenase/reductase 7B. Lineage: Eukaryota; Metazoa; Chordata; Mammalia; Carnivora; Otariidae. Gene Ontology annotation, cellular component: membrane. The record is from RefSeq and is a predicted model, not a curated record. Gene Ontology annotation, molecular function: oxidoreductase activity.